AUGAGCGAGGAGAAAGCUGCAGGCGCUGCGGCGGCCGCGCCGAAGCGUGUCGUCCCUGCGGCACUGCGUCCGCUGAUCUGGAUGGGCAUUCCCCAGAGCGUGCUUCUGUGGAAGCCGCGUCUGCCGUCCCGCAACUGGAGCAUCUUUUGGCUGUCGAUUGCGUCGGUGAGCUACCUCUACUACGAGGACCGGCGCCAGUGCAAAAAGAUCCUGGAAGAAUACAAGGAGCGCGUGCGUGGCCUUUCGGAGGACACGAUGGCACCGAGUGAGUGGCCGCGCAAGGUCCUCGUGUACACGGCCAAGUACCCCGGUGACGACAACUACGAAGUCGGCGCGCUCUUCUUCCGCAAGUUUGUGAAGCCGAUCCUCGUUGCUGCGGCUGUCGACUAUGAGAUCGUGAGCGGCACGCGUCACGGUGGCCUUGCGCGCGACCUGCGUGACCGCAUCCAUGAGCGCCGCCGCAACCUCGCUGGCGUGCUGCCCUGGCCGACGACAGCCGGCCCUGGCGCGCCGACGAUGCCCUUCAUGCUCGGCCCUGCGGAGCUGCUGCAGCGUGAGCUGGACGGUGCAGUGGUGCUCAUGGGCCGCCCUGCGCUGAAGGAGUGGGCAUGGGCGCUGAAAGAGGGCUGGAAUACCGAGAUUCCUGCGAAGCCCGUCGACUACGACGAGCAGCUCGCGGCGAGCCUCAGUGAGGACACUACGUUUGAGGAGCAGGAGCCCGAGAAGCCCGUCGAUACCCCGGUCGCGGGUGACGACGAAGAGCCUGCGCCCCUGCCGAACAAAGGCUUCAUGCUCCCGUCGCAGGUGGGUCUGCAGUCGAUGCAGCGCCCCGGCCUUGCGCCCUAUGCCAAGCCGAAUGCGCCGGCGGAGCCUGCGCCUGCUGCGCCCGCGGCCGACGAGCCGAAGCUCGCCCCCCCGCCCUCCAUCCCCGCCCAGCCGCCGAUCUGCUUUGUAGACUUUACCAAUCUGGUCGGCUGGCGCAACAUUCCCCGCCGGAUUGGCCACUUUUUCAACCGGCGCUCGGACGUGCGCCGCGGCUGCGAGGCGGGUCUCGCCAUUGUGCUCGGCUCCAAGGACGACGCGCGCGAUUUCGACGUCGGUGCGCCCGGCACGAUCCCGACCGAUCCCCCGCAAGGCGGCGACCUCGACUGGGGCCUAGACGAGGAGGACGUGUACCCUCCCAGCUUUGCCAAGACCGUGGAGGAGAUCGUGAAGGGCAAGGAGCGGUUCUACCGCGAUCUCGGCACGGAACUCAAGGCCUCGCGCGAGAUCCUCCGUGGCGAGCGCGAGCCGACCAAGGCUGAGCAGCGCGAGAUGCCCCGCUCAGAGAUUGAGCUGCGCGACGCGCGGUUCAACAUGGAGCGUGACUGGCGCAAUCUCGAGCAAGGCUACCGCAUCCUGACGCCAAUGGCAGGCGUGCUAUGGGACGAGGCAUGGCGCGGCAGCCUGCGCGUGCUCAAAGAGCGCGCCCGUGACGAGUCGGUUCCCCGGCGCGUCGUCCCCGAGAUCAUCGAGGAGGUGAACCCGGUGGAGGAGGCCGCUUAA
Messenger RNA from Malassezia japonica, 1545 nucleotides. RefSeq names its product mitochondrial import inner membrane translocase subunit tim54 (gene TIM54). The transcript has a single exon. The record is from RefSeq and is a predicted model, not a curated record. NCBI's taxonomy places the organism in Eukaryota, Fungi, Basidiomycota, Malasseziomycetes, Malasseziales, Malasseziaceae. The coding region runs from base 1 to 1545 and encodes 514 amino acids.